CUUCGCAUGUGUAUCAAUAGGUCACAUGCGAGAACUCUGUCUACAUGACUUUCCUUGUAUUUGUCCAUGAAAACUGCGAAUAGUCAUCAAUGCUGGAGAUUAUGUUGCGAAAACAGUAUUAAAGUGUAACUGGAGUUUUGGAUUUUAUCGUGGCAAAGAUUUUGCUAGUGCCUAUCAAGACGAUAAAACUACCGUUUGUUUUAUAUAAACAUUAUUUUUUGCUGCUGACCUAGUUUUCAGCAUGAUAUGUAGUAUGUACACACAUGACACGGCUACUGUCAUCAUCUCUAUGGUUACUGUGAAGGAGUGAACUGCAGUUAGCGAGUGAACGCGUAGCUGCGAAUUCCAACUAUACAACAGGCAGGAAUCCAUCAAUAUUGGUUUUCUCAUUCGGCUCUCAGAGAUGGCCACGCAAGGACUGAAAAUCGGUGUCAGCUGUGGCAGCAGUGGUCAGCAAUACCGGACAAGUUAUCUUGACUUCAAACUAAAACGGCGACGAGUAAGUGAGAUUAUUGCUAGUGCCGAGUUGUCCCCCAGUUGUAGUGACACGGACGUACAGAGUACCGUGAGCGGGGACAGCGGGUACGGUAGUCCUUCCGACAGGGUAUCAAAGGGGAAAGUGCAGGAACAAAGUGCCAUCAACGUAUCUGAUGGUGAUCAUGUAUUCAAUAUAUGUAAACAGGAACAAAAGUGUGUCGAGGAUUUUUUAGCUAGCAUACCUAAAAUGGACAAUCAGCUGAUAGUUCCGAAUGUAUCCACCAGUGGGACUGGAGACGUUCAUAUCGGGGUGGCUUAUGUGACCUACACGAAAAACGGAAUCAAACCCCUCACCGGCCUUAAUGGUGAAGUGAAAAUGGGUUUGAUACCCAUGUUGUCCUCAAAUAAGGCGUUGUAUUCUCUCAGCUUGAAUGGAUUGUCUGGAAUCUCGGACGGUGCAUUACCAAAGGGUGUCCAGCCUUUGUUUCUUACGUCAAUGCCGAACGGGUUUGAAGUUCCAGACUUAGACUCAAUCCAGUCUUUGAACAACCUGAUGUCUGAGUCAUCAGGUAGUAAAAACACGUCUAGUCAAAGCAGUAAGCCCCUCUCACAGUCCUCUAGACGUGUGAUGACCAUUGACAGCGAAUCAGAAUUUAUUGAACAUUACACAAAUGGCAUGUUUGAGUAUCUUGGUCACCUAGGCGACAAAAGGUCGUGCGAUUCCAUGUCCGUUUCGUCGCAUAGCUCGUCGUAUCGCAGUGACUCUGACUCAGUGUACGGGAAAGGCAGCGCCGCCACCUUGACCUAUGAUAACAAGUACCCGAUGGUGUGUGGGAUAUGUAAUGACCGGGCUACUGGUCUGCAUUAUGGGAUCAUCACCUGUGAAGGGUGCAAGGGUUUCUUCAAACGCACGGUGCAGAACCGGCGGGUGUACACAUGCGCAGGUGGUGGCGGAGAGUGUGAAAUCAACAAGGCACAGCGGAAUAGAUGUCAGUACUGCCGAUUUAAAAAAUGUCUUCAGGCAGGCAUGGUAUUGGCAGCUGUCAGAGAAGACAGGAUGCCAGGAGGACGUAACUCCGGGGAGGUUUACAAUCUGUACAAGGUUAAAUACAAGAAACACAGACGAAGAGAUGAGACGAAUAUCAGCAAAGAACGCGUCGCCUGCAUCUCUUCUACCGACAAUCAGAUAACAGUGGAGCCAGUAAAGUCGAGGCCAAAGUUCGAGAAUGUCCUUCAAGUUCCCUACUACAGCUCUGCAAGCAUGGUUGGAUUGACCAACAGCACUGUAUCCGGAGGGAAUUUCUUUUCCACACAGAUGGGUGAAUCAAUGAGAACUUCUCACAUGUCGCAAGCGAGCAUUGAGUCUUCGUUUAACAUGAUAUACGGAGGUGCUCCCAUGGAAUCUGGGACACGAGUUUCCAUGUCGACCAUAAACCCAGGCGAGGAGCAGUUAUAUAUUGAGGAGCAAUCACCAAAGAGACCGCGACUGGAGAGCAGAAGGCCUGGUGUCAUGGCAACACAUUCCAUGGGGAUGAAGGCAAUGAGCGACAAUGGCGGUUACAGGCAAGGUAGCUGGCCGGGGCGGUUGACAGCUGGUGCCACUGGACCAGGGCAUCAAUAUAAUGAACAGAGCUUCUGGGGGGAAAAUGUGCCCGUUGUGAGUGCUAAGCCUGAAAUUGACACUAAUGGUUACUGUUACGAAGUUGAAACUGAUUUUCAUAAAUCUGAUGGUAGAUACGAAGUUGAAACUGACUCUAAUAAAUCGGAUGGUAGAUACGCAUAUUUUAUGAACAAUACCGCAGGCAAUCACUCAGCAGCGAUCUCAAAAGAUUCCACAGUCUGUGUAAGGUGUUCCAAGGAAAAGAACCGCCACUGCGUUUGCAGUCAUGUGGCACGACUUGUGAAUCACCAUUCGGUGCUCAGACGGACUCUAACAGCACCUGAUAUUGAGACAGAGAAGCAUUUAUCAAUGGUUGGAUCCCAACUGCUACCACCACCCCCUGUCAGAACAAAGACGACAAAAUCGGAUACUUUUGUCAGAAGGUGUUCCAGUUCUUUGAUAGCAGAGUUGAUGGACUGCGAUGCAAAACUGAACAUUAUGGACUUGUACAACUUGCCGGAGCUUUUGAACAAUGGUACAACAGACGUCACGAAACUUCUGUGCGAUCUCGGUGAUAAGGUGGUGGGAAAGCUGGUAUUGUGGACAAAAACUUUGCCAUUCUUUAAGGAGAUUCCUGUUGAGGUUCACUCCAAACUUCUCUCCAGCAAGUGGCAGGAGUUGUUACUGUUCAUUGCCACUGCCCACAGGGCAAUAUACAAGGAGAGUGAUGUAAUGAACUUUAAAGAGCUGUACUCUCUCAACAUGGGCAAACUCAAGUAUUACCUGGAGCAAGUGUUGAAGUGCGAGUUCAAGACGGGCCAACUGGAGAGUGAUCUAGGGGAGAUAAUGCAGCACAUCACUGAGCUUAUGCAUGGCUUCGUCACCAUGGCAAUAUUGCCUGAGGAAUACGUCUGCAUGUUGGUGCUACUGUUUCUCAAUCAAGAAGAUGAAGACAGGCUGGAAAUCGUCAGUCAUUUCCUGGAGAAAUACUGCAUGGCCCUUCGCGACUUUGAACUGAGCAAAGACCCCAAUCAGGCAUCACGUUUCCAUGAGCUUAUCAAAUGGGUGCCAAAGGUGCAGGCUGCUUCCGCUCUGCUUAUCAGCAGCAAGAUGAUUCACCUCCCCUUUUUUCUGAACUGUUAAUCCAUUUAUGCGUAGUGGACUCUCCCAUCCUUCUAAAUUGGAUCAAUUUAUUUCCAAAAAUAGGGAUGUCUAGUUAAUUUAUUUCUAUAUUUAGAAUAUUUCGUAAAGAAAUUCCUUUAAGCAAACAGCGCAGACCCUGAUGAGACGCCGCAUCAUGCGGCGUCUCAUCUGGUCUAUGCUGUUUGCCAAGGCCUUUUUUCUAGACGCUAGGCAAAAAUUCGUUAAUCAGUGGGUAUUUGAUAUAAACGUUUACAAAUACAUGUAAAAAAAUUGUUAUCAAAAUACAUUGUACUUUAUAAAAAAUAGGUACAAAAUCAUAUGAAAGUCUUUUCUUACGUUUCUUAAUUCUUUUAUCAUGUUCAUUAAGACUUUCACAACGUUUUUACUUAAUUGCUUGAAAGAACAAGCUAAGUCUUAUUAUUAUCAUUAGAAUUUACUUAUUUGUUGCUUGUUUUAUUUAAUGAAGGUUUGUUGUUUUUUAAAUAUUUAGUUUUUCAUUUCUGUUUACCGUUAUAAUUAAACAGUAAGAUUUUCUUUUCUUCUUUUUUUGUUUAUGAAUAAAACAAAGCAUAGCCUCUUUUCCUGUAUAUUCGGCCACUUAAGAGUGAAAUUGACUUGCUACUGACUGAAAAGAUUUUCAGCACAAGUGAGACAUUGAAUUAAACAUUUUAUAUCUUCCUCACAAAAGUAUGGCAAAAUAAUUUACAACACAGGUAUUUCCUUAGUAACAGGCCAAUUCUAGGUUGGCACCCUAGCAACCCUGAUGUGUUGGUAUCUUUCCUAUCAAUCUGUUCAGUCAUCAUUUUUAUAAGAAAACAAAACUUUUUAAGUAAUUUGGAUAUAAAUCAUUAAAUAAAUAUUCUUAUAGACUAAUAAACACAAAAAUACUGUAAAAAAGUGAAUAUUUUCAGAAUUAUUGGUAUUUACACAGCAUGUGUCGCUGAUUUUACAUUAUUUGUACCUAAAUUUAAUUUUUGCCUAAAAAUAUCUAAAAUUCACAUGGUUUUAACCAAAAUACUACAUCAAUGUUAUAGAUUUUUUUAAAUAAGCAUACUAACUUAAGUGUUAUCAGAAAUAUGUCAUAAUUACCAAAAUAAGGGGGUCUCCGAAAUUAUAGGGUUGGAUGAAUAGAUAGGAAAGAAGGCUACGUGUUUUCAGUUUGUGCUGUUGUUUUGUUUUGAAUUGUACAUAUACUUUUUUCAUUGAAUUACAUGUACCAGGUACAUCUUUGUAUAAAUCUCAUUGUAUUUAAGUAAUGCUGUUGAAACAUGUUGCAAUACAAAGAAGCCUGAAGGCCCAUCUUUUUCUCUUACUUUAACUUAAUCAUAAGUUUCACUAAAUUUUGACUCUUUAUAAUAAUAAAAAGAAUACAAAGAAUGUGAAUGAUUUUAUGUUUGAAGACAAUUGUUAUGAACUAUUUUACUUCUUUUGAAUGCUUAUUGAUCAUUAGUCUGGAGUUAUUGCAUGAUUAAGACUUCAAGUCUAAAAAAUUAAAAUUCAUGUUAAUGCGAGUUGUUCAUAGAUUUUGGCCUUUUUUUCAAUGUUCAUUAAAUUCCUAAACUUGCUAGAUUUAUACAUCAAAACUAUACAGCUAUACUAAUCAAAAUAGAAUUUAAGAAAGAAAAACAAAGUUUGCCCCACAGACUCAAACUUGUGUCAUUUGAAAUAUAAAACAUUUACCUGUCGGUCGCCUUGACUGAAAUAUUUUACAUUACAUUUUAUAUAAGAGAUCCAUGGUGACACAAAAUUCAACAAUUACGACAGAAACACUCUGAAUGACUUGACCAUUUUGCAUUUUUAACGCGUUAUUAUUGUAUUGUUUACAUUGAUGAUAAAAUGUCCCCAAAAUUAAUUUUAAGCACAUAUCCACUUCAUUGGUGUUAUUUUGCUCCCUAAAACAUGUAUACAGUAUUAUUUUAUUUUUUGAGUUUGUGACGAAAAAGUAAGACAAUUGCAAUUUGAACUGUCUGUGAACAAGUCAUUUAUUCAGCGUACACAUAUUUUUUUGGUAGGAUGUACAUGUAACUAUAUAAUAGUGUAUGUUUACUAUUUACGCUUCUAAUGAGAAUAUAUUUACUGAGAAUAUAUUUAGCUCACCUAAGCACAGAGUGCUCUUGGUGAGCUUUUGUGAUUGCCCCUUGUUUGGCUCUUGGCAGAGUUAGAAAAUGGGUCAUGUGGGCACAAAACCGAGGCCUCUUAAUAAAAUUAAAGAAAAAUCGUGUUUUUAAUCUAAAUGAAACAUGAAGAGAACAUUUGUCUCAAUGGCAUCUUGGCUAGGUUUAAAACUGUUUUACUUUGGGUCAAAAACUGGUUCCAAUAACACGAAAGGCUGGUAAAAACUCCUAAGAGUGCACAUUUGAUUCCAACUUUUAUGAAACUUGGUUAUUACAUUUGCCCAAAUGAUAACUCGGCACAGACCUUACUGGGCCACCUGCGAUUGAAAAUUAGGUCAACGGUCAAAAAUAACGAAAAAGCUUAUGAAAACUUGUUUUGCCCAAUAUCAUGAAACUUAGUGAAAACUAGAAGCCACCGAUGUUUACAAAAUCUCGAUGAAACUUGCUCUGAUAAUUAUUUUAAACUUUUUCAGAGCUGGAACUGAAGUUUUAAGUCCUUUGCAAACAUUUUGGAUCCAGAUGAGACGCCACAGAACGUGGCGUUUCAUCAGGAUCCAAACUGUUUGCUAUUCUUAUAGUAUUCUUUAAGAAAAAUUGAAGAACAUGCUAAUUUAGAACUUCACCAGAUGACAUUUGCAAACGGUUAAGCAAUAAUUUGGGAUGAGUGAGGUAUGGUUUCUGUCCAUCGAAAUUUGAAAAACAUGAGUCAGGAUUGUUUUGCGUAUGUGGCUAUAUUGAAACCAUUUGAACACUUACAGUAUUUACCCACGCAGCGUGAACUUGCUCAGGGGUCAUAUUUCAGAAACAUCUUAAGUCAUUUCUUAAAUAUUUUCACUUAAGUUCAAAAUUUCAAUUGUUUGUAUUUCUUUACAGAAUUAAGACAUGCAUGUUUUUUUUUUGGUAUUCCUCAAAUAACAUUGACAUAAUGAUGUUAUUUUAAUGUAAUUUUCGAUGCCUAACUAUUACAGUAUGAAACGAAACACUUGAGAAAAAUUCCCAAUUUAAGGAUAAAAAUAAAAUUUAACUUAAGAUGCUUCUGGAAUACCACCCCAGAACAUUAAACUUUGUGUUAUAUAUCUGUCAGAGUUCGAAAAUGAUUGUGGUUUGUUAAAGAAACAUUGCUACCAAAUGUAAACAGUUUUAUUUAUACGUCUGCUGUGAAAUCUUUUGAAUAUUACUUCCUAAGAAUAGUCUAGUACCUCAAAUUUUCUGGUGAGCGCCUAAGGGCCUUUGGCCUUCGUGUUCUUGGUAUAUACUCAUUUAUUCCAUUAUAGACUCAUGAUUUUUGUGUUAGGCAUUUGCAUGAAUAACAGGUAUAUCGUUUGUUCCAAUUCUGAAUUGUAUUAUAUUUUCGUAUACAGUUUAUUAUAAUGUGAUUAUGUUUAAGUCCACUUUGUGCUUUGUUGAACAUAAAACGUUUUGCAUAAUUGUUGAAUAUUUAUUAUAGUUUUGUGAUAUUGCUUGUUUGUGCAAAAAAAGCGAUAAACUUAAUAUUGUUAUAAAUGUCGUUGUUACAUUAUUAUGUAAAAUGUUGAUAAAUAAAUAGUAAAAUUAU
Molecule: messenger RNA, 6889 nt
Organism: Dreissena polymorpha
Lineage: Eukaryota; Metazoa; Mollusca; Bivalvia; Myida; Dreissenidae
Exons: 7
Coding region: 404-3220 (938 amino acids)
Biological process (GO): regulation of DNA-templated transcription
Molecular function (GO): zinc ion binding; sequence-specific DNA binding; DNA-binding transcription factor activity
Source: RefSeq, a predicted model, not a curated record